GAGAAACCAGUGAUUCUAUAGGGCAGGGAGAAACACGGAACCCAAAGAUGUUUGCCAUCGGCAUGACAUCCAGCUGUCAAACUGAUAUCCCAUCGAAGAACUCGUGUAAUUCUAAAAAAGAUCUGACUCUGUUUACCGCGUCUAGGCUACGCAUUGAAUUUUUUCUCUAAUUCUUAGAUUUAUUUCUAUCUUCUGCAUUUUUUCAAUUCAAAGCUCAUAGCAAACCUUUCAAACUGCAUGCGUCGAUGCCGAGGAAUGGAUAGUGUGCCACUGCCAAGUGAGAAUAGCAGGAUGGUUAAAUGUAGUGAAAUCUCAAAUGAAACAGUACACGCAGAUGUAGCUCUUGACCAAUGCAAACUUAUCCAAAGUAUGAUUGAAAUCUCCAUCUCCAGCCUCCAAGGACUACGGACAAAAUGCGCAGCUUCUAAUGACCUCACCCAGCACGAGAUACGCACUUUAGAGGUAAAGUUGAAGAACUACAUCUGUAAACAACUGCAGUGCAAACACGUAGUGCCUGAGAUGGAGAGGACGCUGGCUCUGGAAAGCUACCCUCGUCUAGUGGAUUGGCUCCACACCAUUAACCUCAGACCUGAGCUCAUACAGGCUUUACCAGCAAAGUUGUCCCUGGAUGCUUUGCUGCAGAUGUCCAGUUCUCAAGUGGGGGACACAAUGAGAAGACUGGGCUCUAACUCUGAAGAGUGCUCCCGUCUCACUGCUGCCCUCUCUUGCCUCAAGAGCGCCACUGAAAUAGGCGGUGACCAUCGUGAGGGUUCCUGCAUCCUAGAACCCCCUCUUUGUGACAGUGCCACCUCACCUCCAGGGGACCUCCGGUCACGCUCAGUGGACCUCCAUCCCCAGAGCCCGGGCCUCCUCCCCAGCACCCACAGCACCCACAGCCCCACCCACGGCCGCUCCGUCUCUGUAUCCAUUGUGCCCUGUUCAGACCACCAGGUGCCCUACAUUUGCACAGAGGACACAAUGGAUGCUUUCACUCCUUCAGCGCACAUCUUGGCCACCCCGCCUGCCACCCCGACCACCAAGAGCCGUAACAAGCUCCCCCGAACCACACCGCCCUCAUCCAGGAAACUGCUGCAGCUCCUGCCCAAUAUUUCACUGACGCGAAGCAAGAGUCAAGAGUCCCAGCUGGCCAACCGAAUCGAGGAGCCCACUCCCAGAAAGGGGGGUAAAAAGAACAAGCUGCUUCUGAAUGUUCAGAUCAACAACAGUGGGAACGGGUGUGAGGAACCCACCACACGCUCACCCCUGCUGUCAGCACGCACGCCCGGUCCUGCCACUGCCCCCUACACACUCCCGGGCACCCCAACUCUCCUGGAGAAUAACUUGGCAAUAAACCGAAGUUCUCCACAGAUGAGGAGAGAUAUUGGCCUAGCUGUAACUCACAGGUUUUCAACAAAAUCCUGGCUUUCUCAGACUUGUCAGGUCUGUCACAAAAGUAUGAUGUUUGGAGUCAAGUGCAAACACUGCAAGUUAAAAUGCCACAACAAAUGUACCAAAGAAGCGGUAUCAUGCAGGAUAUCAUUUGUGCAAGUGCCAAUACGCAGAGCAGAAUCUGUACCUUCAGACAUCAAUAAUAAAAUAGACCGCAAUGCAGAGCUGCCCAUUAUGUUUGGGACAUUACCUAAAGCAAUAAACAAAAAGGACUACCCUUCCCUGCAGAACCCGAUAGACUCCAGCAGUAACCCCUCGUCCACCACCUCGUCCACGCCCUCCUCACCAGCCCCCUUCCAACAGAGCAACCCCCCCAGCGUCGGCGCCACGCCACCUCCCAACCCUUCACCCCAGGUUCCUCGAGACAGCCGCUUUAACUUCCCAGCUGCCUGUUAUUCACUGCCUAGACAACAGUUUAUUUUUCCUGAUGUGCCUACGUUCUCAAAUCCUUGUGGAAAUCACCCUGAGAAAUACCAUGAAACUGGAGAAACCCAGCUGGCUGUGACUGAGCAGCAGAAUCUUGGAGUAAAGACUGGAGUGGAGGCAGAGGAGGAAGAGUACCCUGGAGAGGAGAAUACCACAGGGGACGGAGAGGGAAGAGACGAGAGGCCGUUGGAUGAAGAGUGCAACGGGGAUGAACUUGAGGAUCUGCCCAACUCAGGGGGCUUUGGGGGUGGGGGCCACUGGAGGGGACCAAUCACCCGUAAAGCCAGUCAGACUAGUGUCUACCUGCAGGAAUGGGACAUCCCCUAUGAACAGCUGGUACUGGGCGAGCUCAUCGGCAAGGGCCGUUGGGGGAAAGUACAUAAGGGUCGUUGGCAUGGUGAGGUUGCCAUCCGCCUGCUGGAGAUUGAUGGUAACAACCAGGGCCACCUCAAGCUGUUCAAGAAGGAGGUGAUGAACUACCGACAGACACGCCAUGAGAAUGUUGUUCUCUUCAUGGGCGCCUGCAUGCACCCGCCGCACCUCGCCAUCAUCACCAGUUUCUGUAAAGGUCGAACAUUAUUCUCUGUGGUGAGGGACUCCAAGCACAAAUUGGACAUCCACAAGACCAGGCAAAUAGCUCAGGAAAUUGUGAAGGGAAUGGGUUAUCUUCAUGCCAAAGGCAUUGUCCAUAAGGACCUCAAGUCCAAGAAUGUUUUCUAUGACUCAAACAAAGUGGUCAUCACAGACUUUGGCCUUUUUGGAAUGUCAGGAGUAGUUCAAGAAGGAAGGCGCGAGGACAAGCUGAAGCUACCUCACGGGUGGAUAUGUUACCUUGCUCCAGAGAUUGUUCGCAGGAUGGGCCCAGGCAACCAUGAGGACCAGCUUCCUUUUUCCAACGCUGCAGAUGUCUAUGCUUUCAGCACUAUUUGGUACGAGCUGCAGGCCGGAGACUGGCCAAUCAAAAACCACCCAGCAGAAGCCACCAUAUGGUUGGUUGGCAGCGGCCAGGGUAUCAAGAAGGUCCUAUCCGAAGUUAGCUUGGGCAAGGAAGUCACGGAGAUCCUGACGGCCUGCUGGUCGUUUCAUUCAGUUGAGCGACCAACUUUCACCCAGUUGACGGACAUGCUAGAGAAGCUGCCCAAGCUCAACCGCAGACUGUCCCACCCUGGUCACUUCUGGAAGUCAGCCGAGCCAUGGGAUCACCACCACUGUCUGCGGGACCACUGUUGUCAGGGCCUGCACUCUCGUUGUCCCUACAUGUAUAAAUACAGCAGCUGAUCCCUAAGUAGCCCCCAGUACUGAAUGAUUGUUGAAGUGGAUGAUUUUUGGGGGAUAGGGUAGAGGAUAGAGGAUUUAGGAUCAGUGUGUCUAAUGACACUCCCUUUCACUAUGUAAGUGCUGAUUGCCAUUUGCCUUCCUUGUUUCUCUUAGUGGGGAAACACAUGCGUAUGCAUGUUGAGGGUUGAGAAGCCAGAUUCUGUAUUUGUAAGACAAUAAAGGCCUCAGAGAGUUAAGUAAAUGGGAACUCAUGUUUAAAUUGUGUUUUAUCUGUUGAAACUUAAGACAGCUAAUAUUAAGUGUAAAAAAUAAGAGGUAUGAGGUUCCCUAUACACCAUCAUAUUCCAAGUGUAUUGGAUCUUUUCGGUUCACCACCGGCUGAUAUCUUUACUGUGCGAUUAAACAAGGAAUAUAGUAAAAUCUUCUUGUUUUAACUUUGGUUUGACCCAACCAUUUGAAUUGUGUGCUGUACUUUCUGUACGCACAUAAUCUCUGACAGUCUAAAGACUGGAUUUUUUUGUGAUUGGGAAACAGGAUUGCAUUGUGUGUGCGGAUUUGAAGGUAGCAUUGAACAGGAUUGUCAUAGUAUAAAACUGAGUCUUAUCAAGAAACAAAAAUAUGUUUUAUAAUAAUAAGAUGGGUCACCACUGCUCUUUGAUGUGCCUUGGUCGUAUGUGUUCUCUCUGUCUUUCACUUGUGUGUUUGUAAAUCUCGCCAGUGCAUUCUUGUUUUGAAUGGAUGAAUGUACUGUAAUGGCACAACCUUGUGAAAGACUACUGUGAUCGAAUGUGUGCAGUGAAAACAAUACAAUCAUCUGUCAGAUUUGUGUACAUAUAUACAUGUAUAGCUUUUAUUUAUUGUACAUAUCUGUUCAUUAUUUGUACAAAUAUUUUAUAUGAUGUGUAUAUUAAAUAGGUACGCAACACCUAUUUAUGUAUAUAUCUUUAUAUAGAUAUUUUUGGUAAUGACAAAUGUUAUGGCCUGUGUAUUUUAUGCAUUGUAAAACGUACAGAUUGUGGUUAGUCAGUGCACUUUCUCUAGUUUCAAAGACAAUAAAACUUCAUUCACUAUAA
Molecule: messenger RNA, 4226 nt
Organism: Hypomesus transpacificus
Lineage: Eukaryota; Metazoa; Chordata; Actinopteri; Osmeriformes; Osmeridae
Product: kinase suppressor of Ras 1-like
Exons: 21
Coding region: 238-3153 (971 amino acids)
Biological process (GO): protein phosphorylation
Molecular function (GO): protein kinase activity; ATP binding
Source: RefSeq, a predicted model, not a curated record